AUACCAAUGAUAUAACCUUCGCGGUCAAACAUGAAAAACAUUUGUGUGUAACUCAAUGUCAGUGGACUCAUGCGUGGAUCUAACAACGUCAUUUUAAGCAAAGAUUGUUGAAGACCUGCAACAUCGAGUAGAAGGUGUUAACUUUGCAGGUGUACAUGUUAUUCUGGUGCACUUCUGGCCUGACAUCAUUCUAGUCAGCCUUCUUGUGUCGGAAACGUCAAUAAUGCCCACCGAAGAAAGUAUUUCCUGGUAUCACGGAGCCUUAUCCCGGUCGGAUGCUGAAAACAUGUUAAAAGAAGAGGGAACUGCGGAUGGUACGUUUUUAGUAAGGAACAGCAGUUCGUCUUCCGGAGACUAUGUACUCUCUGUUCUCCAUAAUGGAGAAGUAAUUCAUUAUCAGAUCAGAAAACACGAGGAAGAUGCUUUUUUCUCCAUAGACGAUGAAACAACGAUUCAUGGUCUGGACACUCUGAUAGAAUAUUAUCAAGAAAGUCAUCACGGGCUUGAAACAGUUUUGUCUAACCCUUGCAAAGGUGCUCCGCCACCCCAUGACACCCGACGACAUGGACGGACAAACCUACUUCACAGAGCCACUAUUCAGGGGAAUUAUACAAUAGUGUCUGAAUUACUGAAGUGCGGGUACCGCAGCUUGGAUGCAAAAAAUCAGCUGGGACAGACAGCUGUGCACUUGGCAGCUAUGGAUGGAGCUGAUGAGAUUCUAAAAAAGCUAAUCGAAAAUAAAGCCAGCGUGAAUUGUAGGGACUCUGCAGGGUACACGCCUCUGCAUUAUGCAUGUCAAAGUAAUUUGCCAAGUACUGUUCGAAUACUAAUAUCAGGAGGGGCAAACAUUCAGGCCAGAAAUACAAAGACAGGUAUGGUUCCGCUGCACGAAGCGGCUAGCAGAGGUCACAGCACAGUUAUACAAGUAUUACUUUCUAUGAAUGCUCCGGUUAACCCUCGCACAAUAGCGGAUGACAUUCCAGCAGAUCUCGCUAGGCGAAAUGGACACAUCGAUUGUGCAAAAUUAUUAUGUGAUUAUCAAGGUCCUGCGCCAAGGGAAAAACGUAGCGAAUGGUAUCACGGUACUUUGGAUAGAGCUGAAGCCGUUGCCCUACUACACAAGCACGACGAUCUUGAUGGAUCGUUUUUAGUUAGAUUUAGCGACCGACAUAGGGGUGGCUAUGUACUCACCGUUAUGUACCAUAAACAAGCAUAUCACUUUCAGAUACAGAAAAAGAGGGACUUGCUGUUCAUUGACAAUGGCCCUUACCUUGCUUCUUUGGAACAUGUCGUAGAGUAUUAUCGGUGCAUGCCCGAUGGCCUGCCCGGACCCUUACUUCAACCAAUAGCUCCGAUACCUCGACCACCGGUUCCUGAAAUGCCAUCAUCUAUUUUUAAUGGGAAUACUCUCACGAAAUUGAGGCAGUCAACCGCUAGGCAGGGCCAAUUUACUAGAAAUGCUUCACCUCUUGCCGAGACCUCAUCUAUUCCGGUACAGCCAAACCCUAUUCAAAAUAUCAACGUCGAAGAACCAACGGCAUCGCACAAUGCGAUACAAUCUACAGAUUCGAGCUUUGACGCUAAUUUCAAUCCAAGCGUACCACAAACUCAAGGUAAUUCGUUGACAGAGUUCAUACCUGGGGCGAAUUUGUUACUCGGAGAAGUUCUGGGAGAAGGUGAAUUUGGAUCAGUUUACAAAGGGGUUUACGACAAUUGGACGGGUAUUCAAGAGCCCGUUGCAAUCAAAACACUCCAUGAAUCACACAGCCAAGCCACUCGCAUCGAGUUUCUGAGGGAGGCUCGCGUGAUGAUGUCCCUCAACCACCACUGCAUCGUCAGGCUCAUAGGACUCUCCGAGGGGCCACCGCUACUUAUGGUUCAAGAAUUGGUCCCGCUUGGCUCAAUGCUGGCUUACCUACUGGAGUUUCCGGAUAGAGUCAACCCAAACUACGAGCUGAAAAUAUGGGCAUCACAAAUUGCAUGUGGUAACAACACUUUUGUUGGUGGUAUGAAGUACGUAGAGGAGUUGCGGCUUGUACACAGGGACUUGGCCGCUCGUAAUAUUUUACUUGCUUCGAGACAUCAAGCAAAGAUCAGUGAUUUUGGACUGUCCAGAAAUUUCGGUUCCAAUGAUUACUACAGGGCUACGCAGGGCGGAAAAUGGCCAAUAAAAUGGUAUGCACCAGAGUCUUACAACUUUGGUACAUUUUCACACGCCAGCGAUGUAUGGAGUUUCGGAGUCACUUUGUGGGAAAUGUUUUCUUACGGAGAGCAACCUUAUGGCGACAGACGCGGAGUAGAUGUAAUACAGCUCGUAGAGAAAGGCGAACGGCUUGAAAAGCCCGAGAAAUGUCCGGAUCACAUUUACACGGUAAUGAACCGCUGCUGGUCAUACGCCAGCACGGAUCGUCCGACGUUCGCCGAAUUACUAGAGAUAUUUAGCAGCGAUCCCGAAUACAUUAAUAUCAAAGAACUCGUUGCCGCAGUAGAUAUAAGUUGAUUAUACAUGUGCUAUACCUAUAUCAUUUGAACGUAUUUCUUACCAUUUUAUCCUACCUGUUUUCAGAGUUGUACGCUGAAGAAAUAUACGUAUUUGACUAACUAAA
Molecule: messenger RNA, 2606 nt
Organism: Athalia rosae (coleseed sawfly)
Lineage: Eukaryota; Metazoa; Arthropoda; Insecta; Hymenoptera; Athaliidae
Gene: Shark
Product: tyrosine-protein kinase Shark
Exons: 14
Coding region: 224-2500 (758 amino acids)
Biological process (GO): protein phosphorylation; cell surface receptor protein tyrosine kinase signaling pathway; cell differentiation
Cellular component (GO): extrinsic component of cytoplasmic side of plasma membrane
Molecular function (GO): ATP binding; signaling receptor binding; non-membrane spanning protein tyrosine kinase activity
Source: RefSeq, a predicted model, not a curated record